This is a messenger RNA of Branchiostoma belcheri (Belcher's lancelet), 2014 nucleotides long. RefSeq names its product fibroleukin-like. NCBI's taxonomy places the organism in Eukaryota, Metazoa, Chordata, Leptocardii, Amphioxiformes, Branchiostomatidae. The record is from RefSeq and is a predicted model, not a curated record. Bases 38 to 1507 code for a protein of 489 amino acids. The transcript has 3 exons.
AGACAUCUGCCAGGUCUGACCGGAACGCCUUUUUACAAUGCGUCCUUCGGUGAUACUUUUACUGCUCUUAUAUUACUUUGGAGAUGGAGGAGCCAAGAAGCCGUCGAAGGAGCCGGCGAGGACACCCGCGAAGGAAACGCGCAACACGCAGUGUGAAAUGCUGGGCAGGCGGUACCUCCGUCAUUGUCAGUGUGGCCUGAGUGAUCUUGGUCUUCUCACGGCUGCCUUCAUCGGUAGUUCUACGCAGCAGUCGUCGUCCCCGGUGAACUACCUUGAGUUCGACAUGCUGAGGAGACAGCUCGGCCUGCACCUGACGGAGAUCAAGUCUGUCAAGCGCCUGGUGAUGGACGUGCUGAGGAAACUGGAGGGGAUCGCGGAGGAGCAGGAGAAGAUGAGUCUGCGGCAGCACACGGACGCCGGCCCGACCGUGGUGGUCCCCAAGGAGACCUGCCUCCCCGUGCAGCAGAAGAAAUGCCCAGGGAUUAUGUAUGUAGGCCAUAUAUCGUGCACGGACAUCCUGCUCAGCGGCACCAACACCAGCGGCAUUUACACGAUAUACCCCCGCUUCCACAACAACAGCUUCCCAGUCUACUGCGACAUGGACACCAACGGCGGGGGCUGGACCGUCAUCCAGCGCCGCAUCAACGGGAGCAUCAAGUUCUUCCGCCCGUGGAAAGACUACAAGGAAGGGUUCGGCGACCUGGAGGGCGAGUUUUGGCUGGGUCUGGACAACAUCCACGCCCUGACCCGGUCGUUCGGCAGCACUCUGCUCCGCAUCCAGGUGGAAACCUUCGAGGGCCACUGGCACAUCGCCCAGUACGACGGGUUCAAGGUCGCCAACGAGUCGGAGAACUACCGCAUGACCGCGGGCCGCUUCACCUACGGCAGUAACGUGCCGGAUUCCUUCAGCUACCACGACGGCGCCAACUUCAGCACGUUCGACAGGGACAACGACGGGGACGAGGACGUCAACUGCGGGAAGAAGAGCCGGGGAGGGUGGUGGUACAAGGGCGGCAUGCCGGGCAGGAACAAGUGCGGCCUCAGCAACCCCAACGGCCUGUACCACCUGGGCGCGUACGAAGGCGAAGAGAACGGGAUCUACUGGUACUUCUGGCGCAGUGACUACCUGUACUCGUUCCGCAAGGUCGUGAUGAUGGUGCGUCCGUCACACUACUACUACUCGCCGACUCAGGGGCAUAACCGCCGUCCACCGGGCUUCCCUCAUAAUAACCCCGGCCCACAACCAUACCCUUAUCCAUACCCAUACCCAUCAUACAACAACAAUGGGCGAGUGCCUCAACAAUAUACAUCAUACAACAACCCUGUACCAGAGCCCUACCCCUACCCUGCACCAUCACCCCAGCAGCCCUACCCCUACCCUGCGCCAGCACCAUACCCUACAGGUUACGACGCCGCAAGCCUCCGGGAGAGCGCUCCGAGUGCUGAUGCUUCCUCCCAGUACUACUACCAGAGAUACAUGCAGGCUGACAAACCAGGUGAAAAGUAGCAGUAGGACAGGCGCUGUUGAGCACAACAAGGUUUUUAAUGCCACCGUUUUUUUCAGGAAGAAGUGAUAUACACCUUCACUGAAGAAACAUGGCUGUGAGGAAUCUGAAGGCAGUGGGAAACACUAAAUCACUAAAGGUGUAAAAAGGGGAACCGAGUCACGAGUGCAUGCCGGCGGCUAUUACAAGAGACUAGUCCUGCUGGCAAUACAAUACGUAAUGUGGAAUAUAAACAUGAAAUCCAGCAUGAAAUAAUAUAGUAUUACAUACAUUUGUAGUUCAGGUGUAAACCGUCACUCCUGAAAAAGUAACUCAGCCUAGUAUUCUGUGUAUUGAAAACGAUUUGUCACAUUCCACGUUAUGGGGACUGAUUCCUCUAUUUUUGAGAUAUUGAUUGUGUAUAUAUAAUUCAAUUAGCUAAGAUGGGUUAAGGUGCAGUACAUCUAGGUGCAACAGAACUCCUUCAGAACAGAGUAAAUCAGGGUUACAGGUAAACAUUUCAAGUACUA